AUGAGCAAGUAUAUCGAGGAUGCAUAUGAUGCUAAAUAUGAAUUAGACCAAACCGUUAACAAUGAAGAGAAUUUUGAUACUCUUUUGAGAUUUACAAUCGAUCCAAGUAAAUCUAAUGGUCAGAAAAUACAAGCUUAUUCCAAAUUUGAAGACUUUUUGAUCAAACUUAAGACCAGAUAUAGGCAAGAUAUUGAGCUUCUCGCAGGAGCUUGA
Messenger RNA from Diversispora eburnea, 213 nucleotides. The record is from the annotation of a GenBank genome assembly. NCBI's taxonomy places the organism in Eukaryota, Fungi, Glomeromycota, Glomeromycetes, Diversisporales, Diversisporaceae.